Ornithorhynchus anatinus (platypus) is the source of this 756-nucleotide messenger RNA. RefSeq names its product S100 calcium binding protein A10 (gene S100A10). The transcript has 3 exons. Lineage: Eukaryota; Metazoa; Chordata; Mammalia; Monotremata; Ornithorhynchidae. The record is from RefSeq and is a predicted model, not a curated record. Gene Ontology annotation, cellular component: cytoplasm. The coding region runs from base 88 to 381 and encodes 97 amino acids.
CCCCCGCCAGCUCCUGACUCUGCGUGUCUCUCCUCGUCGGACUCCUCUCCUCUCCUGCAAGGUCACCUCCCUACCUGGAUCGCAAAGAUGCCAUCUCAAAUGGAACAUGCCAUGGAGACCAUGAUGUUCACCUUCCAUCGGUUUGCUGGGGAUAAGGGUUACCUGACCAAGGAUGAUCUGAGGGUGCUGAUGGAGAAAGAGUUCCCCGGAUUCUUGGAAAACCAGAAGGACCCUCUGGCCGUGGAUAAGAUCAUGAAGGACUUGGACCAGUGCCGGGAUGGCAGAGUGGGUUUCCAGAGCUUCUUCUCGCUGAUCGCCGGGCUGAUCAUCGCUUGCAACGACUACUUCGUGGUGCACAUGAAGCAGAAAGGGAAGAAAUGAGGCCACAACCUGGGGAGGGGGGCUGAAGCCAGGGUGGGAGGAGGUGGGGUUGAACAGCCACCAUGACUCCCCCUUCCUCCGUCCCCCAAACAUCCAGCCCAGGUAGGUCCACAUAUUUGUAGCCCCACCCCUGCUGCCUCCGGCGUAGGGCAGCGGGGGAACAUCAUGUGGGGUGGGAGAAGCUCCGAGACACCCCCACCCCGGUCCACUCAAAACCCCGUAGUAUGAAUCAGUGACCCUCCCAACCACCCCCAGAUUCCAAUUUGGCCGCUAGAAAAGUCUGUUGAAUGCCAGAUAAGCUUUUGAUUUUUAUACCGUGCUCAGCCGCUGCCCCUACAAUAAAGAGAUGCUGUUUUGUUUUGUUUUUUAAAUGUC